UCGGAAAGCAGCCGUGGAGUCUGACGGACUUUCACUAUCUUCAGAGUUUGGUUUUAGCCCGGUGCUCUGAGCUGAGAAAAUUUCCACUCUUACUCUGCUCCACACCCAGAGCGUCGCACCUCUUGUCUCGUUGCUGCAGCCAGCGCCUACUUAAUGGACACGGCUGCGAUGGAGAGUCCGAGCCUGGGGGACCGCGAAGCUGCCCCCGCGAUCACGUUUAGUGAGCGCCUGAGCCCAGACAGGCAGUGUGACCUUUGCAAAGAAGAUGUGGCCGUGGGAUUGGCUAGAGUAGAAGAUGAGAAACAAAUGAUGAUAAAAAGGAAUAGUGAGUGUAAUCUCCUGCCACAAGAACCCAUUGCUUCUACUCAGUUGGGUGGUACUGCAGUGACAGAAAGCCAUAAGUCUGUCCCAUGUGGAUGGGAAAGAGUUGUGAAGCAAAGGUUAUCUGGGAAAACAGCAGGAAGAUUCGAUGUAUACUAUAUCAGCCCACAAGGACUGAAGUUCAGAUCCAAAAGUUCACUUGCUAAUUAUCUUCACAAAAAUGGAGAGAUGUCUCUUAAGCCAGAAGAUUUUGACUUCUCAGUACUUUCUAAAAGGGUCAUCAAAUCAAAACAUAAAGUCUGCAGCAUGGCAAUUCUGACAUCCCAACUGCAAAAUGAAAAUAAAAAUUCAAACUGGAACAUCAGGACACGAAGCAGGUGCAAAAAAGAUGUGCUUCCUCUGCCAAAUAGUAGUGUGGAGUUGCAAGACAGCAGAGGACGAUAUAACUUUACUUCUACAGAUUUGCUUUCGGAAGAGGAUACGGGCAUUAAUGAUGUUAACUUCAGAAAAGUUAGAAAGCCCAAAGGAAAGGAGACUAUUUUGAAAGGAAUCCCAAUUAAGAAAACUAAAAAAGGAUGCAGGAAGAGUCUUUCAGGUUCCAUUAGAAGGAACAGAAAAACAGAAUCUGUGUCUAAUACAGCAGGUGCUGAAAGUGAGCCUAUUGCCCAGGAAAGUCAGCUUGAUAGAACUUUCUGCAUUUCUGACAGCAGAGCAAGUGACGAGACCCUCAGUGUGACCGAUGAAGAGAAGAACCUUGUAAAAGAAAAAUCACUGAGUUCAGGAUCAAAUUUUUGUUUUGAACAAAUAGAUUCUGGCAUCAUAAACAAAUUAUGUUUGACUAAAGAAGCCAAACACAACAAGUAUGAGGAUACCUUAGCAUCUGAAGAAAUCAGAACAAAAGAAGUUGGGGAAAGGAAGGAGCAUUUCCCUAUUGACAUUUUAAAAUGUGACUCUGAAAUGGACAACAAUGGCUCACCAACCAAGAAAGACUUUACUGCUGGGGAAAUAUUUCAAGAAGACACCGUCCCACGAACACAAAUAGAAAAAAGGAAAACAAGCCUGUAUUUUUCCAGCAAAUAUAACAAAGAAGCUCUUAGCGCUCCACGACGCAAAGCCUUUAAGAAAUGGACACCUCCUCGGUCACCUUUUAAUCUCAUUCAAGAAACACUUUUUCAUGAUCCAUGGAAGCUCCUCAUUGCAACUAUAUUUCUCAAUCGGACCUCAGGCAAAAUGGCAAUACCUGUGCUUUGGGAGUUUCUGGAGAAGUACCCUUCAGCUGAGAUAGCAAGAACCGCAGACUGGAGAGACAUAUCAGAGCUUCUGAAACCUCUUGGUCUCUAUGAUCUUCGAGCAAAAACCAUUAUCAAGUUUUCAGACGAAUAUCUGACAAAGCAGUGGAAGUAUCCGAUUGAGCUUCAUGGGAUUGGUAAAUAUGGCAACGACUCUUACCGAAUUUUUUGCAUCAAUGAAUGGAAGCAGGUGCACCCUGAGGACCACAAGUUAAAUAAAUACCAUGACUGGCUUUGGGAAAAUCAUGAAAAAUUAAGUCUGUCUUAAAACCCCUGGAAGUUUUCAAACUCGUCUUUAUAACGUGUUGCUUUGCACUUGAGUUCUUAAGAGCUGCAUUACACACAACCAGCCGUUUUCCCAUAGAUUUUAAUUAGCCUGACUGGCUGUUCAAUUGUAUAUUUUCCAGAUGUGUGUGUCACUGGUAGAUCUUUAUUACUGAAUGUGCCAGAACAUAU
Messenger RNA from Otolemur garnettii (small-eared galago), 2066 nucleotides. It is a transcript of the gene MBD4, whose product is annotated as methyl-CpG binding domain 4, DNA glycosylase. The coding region runs from base 154 to 1878 and encodes 574 amino acids. Lineage: Eukaryota; Metazoa; Chordata; Mammalia; Primates; Galagidae. Gene Ontology annotation, biological process: base-excision repair. The transcript has 8 exons. Gene Ontology annotation, molecular function: DNA binding; pyrimidine-specific mismatch base pair DNA N-glycosylase activity. Gene Ontology annotation, cellular component: nucleus. The record is from RefSeq and is a predicted model, not a curated record.